GGGAAAAAGUCUUUGCGGUUUCGCCUCUAUACCACUUCUGCUUUGACUCGUCAACAUACAACGGAUAUGGAGAACAGACUAGCAACAAGAAGACACGCUUUUUUAGUGUAGAUGACUGCUAUGGAUUACAUCAUGACAGACUUUGUGACUGAGGACCCAUCAUACGGCGGGGCGACACCCACCGACGACUAUGAGUAUCGGGACCUGAUGUGCGACCUGGCAUCCGUGCGCUACUUUAGGCGCGUGUGUGAGCCGCCGCUGUUUUGGAUCAUAGCGCUGGUGGGCGGAAUCGGCAACCUCGCAGUGGUCUGGAUUUACCUGAACUUUCGGCGACUGAAGACCAUGACAGACAUCUUCCUGCUCAACCUGGCGAUUGCGGACCUUUUAUUUCUGGUCACGCUCCCGCUGUGGGCGGUUGAGGCGUCUCAAGGCUGGAGCUUUGGCUCCGCCCUCUGCAAGAUCACCUCGGGCCUGUACAAGGUGAACCUGUUCAGCAGCACGCUCCUGCUUACCUGCAUUAGCGUGGAUCGCUACGUCGUCAUUGUGCAGCUUGCCAAGGCACAAAACUCACAGGCGGAGCGGCGCCGCUGUGGCCGGCUGGCAUGUGCAGUGGUGUGGCUCGCCGCCGUGCUGCUGGCCAUACCAGAGUUGGCGUUCGCCACAACGGCUGCGGCGGCGGCGGACGGCAGCCCGCAGGAGUUCUGCAGGAUGGUGUUCCCGCCACACAUGGGACAGCGUACCAAGAUGGCGGUGCUAUCCGUACAGGUGGUCAUGGGCUUCGGUUUGCCCUUCCUCGUCAUGGCGGCGUGCUACAGCGCAGUCAUGGCCACACUGCUUAAAACGCGCAACUUUCAGAAACACAAAGCCAUGCGUGUCAUCAUGGCGGUGGUGGUGGUCUUCUUGGUGUCGCAACUGCCUUACAACGCCGUGCUGGUAACAGAGACGGUACAGGCGGGCAACAUGACCAUAACGGACUGCGAGGAGUUUAAACGUUUUCUGAAGGUAGGCCAGGUGCUGAAGGGCGUGGCGUACCUGCAUGCCUGCCUCAACCCCUUCCUUUACGCCUUUGUGGGCGUGCGCUUCCGACGUGACCUCCGGCAGCUGCUGAGAGGCUGCCGCCGCACGCCACCUUCAGAACAACCAACUCGCUCCAGCAAAAGUCAGCUGGGUUCAAUGAGAGUGUCUGAAAGCGAUACGUCACAGGCGCUGUCGCUAUAGACAGGACUUCCUGUUGAUGGCACAUGGACAGUGGCCGUGACGAUGCCUAUUUUUUUUUUACGUACGAGACAUUUUGUCAAAACAGGAAGUGCUAACAGACAAACAGGAAGCAGGAAAUGACUUAUGCUUUUUUCUUCACAUCCUUUUUUCACCUCUGACAAACCUUCUCAUGACUUUUAUAAAAAAAAAAAGAAAAAAAGUUUUUUAAAAAUAAAAAAAAGAAUCAAAUCGUCAGUCGUCGAUGGCCUGGAAAAACAAAGUUGUUUUGACGUUCAAACGUAAAAGGUGAGAGGAAGUUAUGCUGCUCAAGUGAGAAAAUAAAAAGAAAGUUUUACCUCCA
Nerophis ophidion (straightnose pipefish) is the source of this 1558-nucleotide messenger RNA. It is a transcript of the gene ccr9a, whose product is annotated as chemokine (C-C motif) receptor 9a. NCBI's taxonomy places the organism in Eukaryota, Metazoa, Chordata, Actinopteri, Syngnathiformes, Syngnathidae. Gene Ontology annotation, cellular component: membrane. The transcript is spliced from 3 exons. The record is from RefSeq and is a predicted model, not a curated record. Gene Ontology annotation, molecular function: chemokine receptor activity; chemokine binding; scavenger receptor activity. Bases 112 to 1218 code for a protein of 368 amino acids. Gene Ontology annotation, biological process: G protein-coupled receptor signaling pathway; chemotaxis; immune response.